Copidosoma floridanum is the source of this 3663-nucleotide messenger RNA. It is a transcript of the gene rdx, whose product is annotated as BTB/POZ and MATH domain-containing protein rdx. Lineage: Eukaryota; Metazoa; Arthropoda; Insecta; Hymenoptera; Encyrtidae. Gene Ontology annotation, molecular function: protein binding. The record is from RefSeq and is a predicted model, not a curated record.
UGACAUAUAAUUAUAUUGCUUGUAUUCGAAGUGAAAGUGCAAACAGCGAAAUUUCGAAUGCAGCGUACAGUGCGCGCUGUUGUUGCAAAACACGUGCAAAUUAUCAAUUAUAAUUACAAUUUUUGCGAAAUAGUGCGUCCCAAACGACAACCGCAUCUGGACACUUGGACAGUAAGGGCGUUAUAUACAGUGGCCACGGCUAUAGCCUUUUAUUGUUAAAGGAGUGACCAUGUAUAUGUACAUGUAUAUAAGUUAUAGAUACAGAUAUAGUACCGUCGGCUGAUGAUGUGUUUAAAAACGUGCCGGUUAAUGUAGUGCACACACAGCUAUUGAAUUGUCCCCUUCCGCCUUCGUCCUGUUCGAAGAGGUAAUCGCCGUUGUCGUCGUCGACAACAGUUUGGUGAUCAUCAGCGCAAACGUUAUUAACUCAUCUGUUUAAGUAUACCUGUACAGUAACAAGUGUGUCUGUGUGUGUAUUUUGUUGUACAUCGCGACCUUGAACUCAUCGUACCUGCCUUAUAGCAGGGGUUGAGUCUCAAAAAUAUCCGAAAAAGUUAACAAAUAAAUAAGGUUAAGAAGUGAAGGAGUGAGAAAGACAGAGUGGAAGAGUAUACAGAUGAGGAGAGGACUCGAAAGAUUUAUCAGUUUAUCGUCCACUUGUGAAGCCUCUCUGUGUUGCGGAUAACGUCGAGCCUAACCUCAUCCAAACUUUCCGAAGAAAUUGAUGAGUUUCGCCUCCUCGCAGGCGUAGUUUCUCCUUGACUGCGACUCGCGAAUCCGGCCAGGGCUGAAAGAACUUUUUUUUUUUACCUUCCUUCACAAACCCACCUUCGGUGCUGUUUCUGCAAUACCUAAGCUAUUCGUGGCAUAUCGUUGAGGAGAUACGUAUGGGAGGCAAUGGAUUCGUAGAGCAUGCACUGAUGCUGACACUCAGUUUUGUCAGUUUCGUCAAUGAGUUAUGCUUCCAAGCUUCAGGUGAGCGACUGUGCGCCCCAGACGUCGCGGGUGAGCUCGAACUUGCACAGCAGCAGUAGUAUGGCGGUGAGCCGGGUGCCAAGCCCCCCGCCGCCGGAAGUCAACACUCCCGUUGCCGAAAAUUGGUGUUACACGCAGGUGAAGGUGGUCAAAUUCAGCUACAUGUGGACGAUAAACAACUUCAGCUUUUGCCGGGAGGAGAUGGGCGAAGUGUUAAAGUCGUCGACGUUUUCCGCAGGGGCCAACGACAAGUUGAAAUGGUGCUUACGAGUGAAUCCAAAAGGCUUGGACGAGGAGAGCAAAGACUACCUGUCUCUUUACUUGCUUCUCGUGUCCUGCAACAAAUCAGAAGUGAGGGCCAAAUUCAAAUUUUCUAUUCUUAACGCCAAAAGAGAAGAAACCAAAGCGAUGGAAAGCCAACGAGCGUACAGGUUCGUUCAGGGGAAAGACUGGGGUUUCAAAAAGUUCAUAAGGAGAGACUUUCUUCUGGACGAAGCCAACGGUCUUCUGCCAGACGACAAACUCACGAUAUUCUGUGAGGUGAGUGUGGUCGCCGACAGUGUCAAUAUAUCCGGCCAGAGUAACACAGUGCAGUUCAAGGUGCCCGAGUGCCGAUUACCUGACGAUCUUGGGCUACUCUUUGAAAAUCAAAAAUUCAGCGACGUCACGCUCACCGUCUGCGGAAAGGAAUUCCAGGCGCACAAGGCAAUACUGGCCGCGCGGAGUCCAGUCUUCUCGGCCAUGUUUGAACACGAAAUGGAGGAAAGGAAGCAGAACCGCGUCGACAUCACUGACGUGGAACAGGACGUGUUUAGGGAAAUGUUGCGAUUCAUUUACACGGGCAAGGCGGCGAACCUCGAAAAAAUGGCCGACGACUUACUAGCAGCCGCGGACAAGUACGCGCUAGAAAGGCUGAAGGUCAUGUGCGAGGAAGCGCUAUGCACCAGUUUGGCCAUCGAUAACGCGGCCGAUAUCCUCAUACUCGCUGAUCUCCACAGCGCGGAUCAGCUCAAGGCGCAAGCUAUUGAUUUCAUAAACACGCAUGCGACGGACGUGAUGGAAACGUCGGGAUUCAAGUCGAUGGUCACGUCGCAUCCAAACUUGAUCGCGGAGGCUUUUCGGGCUCUCGCGACUCAACAAAUACCGCCCAUCGGUCCGCCCCGGAAACGAGUUAAACAGAGCUGAAAGCAGUCACCUCUGACUCCGGGUACAACAACAACAACAUCGCCCCCGCCUAUUUUACAUCCUUCUUAACUUUUGUGUACAGUGAAAGAAAAAAAAACAAAACAAAGGAGUAGUGAUAUAUGAAUUAAUGUUUCCUAGUGCGCCAUCAAGUUGGCCCAAUCAAAAUGAAUAAAAUGAAAAUAAAGAGGUGGAAAUACAUGUUUAUCGAGAAAGGGACACUUUAAAGUCAGUUGUAGAGAAAGAGUGAGAGAUGAAAAAAAAUUACAGUAACAAAGCUAUGAAGUGUGUGGAGAAAAAGAGCGAUUAUAGCGUGGCGACAGUCCGAGGCACAGUUUUGUCAGACAAUGUUACGUUUUGGUGUUACGUUUUGUUGGUCUGAUGAGGACGUGUUGUGGUCAGUAUGCGUCAUGGUGUUAGUCAGUGGCGAUGGUUAUCACUACAAAAAAACGCCCUUUUCUCGUCAAUCAUCAAAUCGUCCAUCUUUUCUCUCAAAACUUGAAGAAACUUUAAGUUUCGAGUUCCUCUCCUUCGGCAGCAUCUAGCAAAACAAGUGCAUCUUCGUAAAAAAGUUUUUGACAAAACGUAAAGUCCAUCCACUUGCUCGUUGACCAGGUGACUUUUACAUUUAGCUCGAAACAGACGCCCUUUAAUGCCGAGAAAAAAAGAGAGAUAUCGGGCAUUAAUUCCGCCUUUUGCUUCCAUGAAUAAGAGAUGAUUUGUAGCGCUGAUAUGUAUCGAGAGCAGCCAACAGAGGACCAAGAGAUCGAUGCUCGCUACGUUGCCACGAAAUGAAGAUAAUAAUAACAAUAAUUAUAUUAAUGAAAAAAUAAAAAAUGAAAAAACAAAACAGCACAGACGUGAUGUGAUAGGCGUCGGUCAGCCGAUUAACAAAUUUUGUUCCUUUGUCAGCGGAUCAAACAAACAGCCUCCCGGCUUGGCAAACAAUUUUCGUGCCCAGCCUGUUUAGUCUUGGCACUGGACCCUCGAAGUGGUUUUACAUAGCCGGGAGACUCCUAGACACUUUGUUUAUUGUACCGGAUAGUAAUUUUUAAUUGUAAAUCAUCAAACUCUUCCAGAACAGAGUAAAUGAUUCUAGUUAGCGUUUUAUAUGAUCUCUUUCUCUCAAUAUGUACGUACGGUUAUUUUUACUAUUAAUUAAUGCUAUGCGCAACCUGUGCCCUGUAUUUUUGUAUAUUAUUUGCCUGCAGAGAUUAUGUCUGUUGACACUAUUCUCUCUUUCUCUCUCCUUUUGAUUUUAUAAUUCAAGUGUAAGAAAGUGGUCAUCAAAACUAAUUAGAUGCUUCUUUUGUUUAAUAUUCUUGCGAGCUAAUGCAACCGAGUUUUUUUUCUUUGGAAAAAAUUAUAGGGUUGUCCAUAAUUAAUUAAAAAUAUUUUCUUGGACUUUUCAUUGCGAAAUUUACGUAUAUUUUAGUAACUCUGUUGAGUUUAUCGGCAUAUUUACCGCAUUGGAGUAAAAAGAAAAAAAAAAAAAUACUAAAAAUU